Spinacia oleracea (spinach) is the source of this 1627-nucleotide messenger RNA. RefSeq names its product dolichyl-diphosphooligosaccharide--protein glycosyltransferase 48 kDa subunit. Lineage: Eukaryota; Viridiplantae; Streptophyta; Magnoliopsida; Caryophyllales; Amaranthaceae. The record is from RefSeq and is a predicted model, not a curated record. The transcript has 13 exons. Gene Ontology annotation, cellular component: endoplasmic reticulum membrane; oligosaccharyltransferase complex. Bases 136 to 1443 code for a protein of 435 amino acids.
AAAAUUGCUCCAAACCACCAACUAAAACUCCAAUCUCCCCAGAACAAGUGAGGAAAAGUAAACAGAAGUAAACGUUAACCUGUGUGUUCGUGAGAUCCUAAACCCCUUUUUUCUAGCAGCAGGAGUUGCAGAAAAAUGGCGAAAAUCAUCACAAUCUUAACAAUUCUUCUUCUGAAUCUAACACAUUCUCUCUCAUUCUCACCAGAAAACCCUACAAAUCGUAGAAUUCUAGUUCUACUCGACGAUUUCGCCAUUAAGUCAUCUCACUCUCUCUUCUUCGAUUCCCUUCGUUCGCGUGGUUAUCAGCUCGAAUUCAAGCUCGCCGAUGAUUCUCAACUCGCUUUGCAGCGUUAUGGACAGUUUUUGUAUGACGGUCUCAUCAUCUUCGCUCCUUACAUCGAUCGUUUUGGAGGUUCGAUUAAUCAGGCUUCGGUGCUUGAAUUUGUUGAUUCUGGACGUGAUUUGAUUGUUGCGGUUGAUGUGAAUUCGUCUGAUUUGAUUCGCGAGAUUGCGACAGAAUGUGGUGUUGAAUUUGAGGAUGAUCCUGCGGCUAUGGCUAUAGAUCACACAAGCUAUGCGUUGUCAGAAUUUGAAGGUGACCAUACCCUGAUUGCCAGUGAUGACUUUAUCGGAUCAGAUGUCAUCUUAGGGACCAAGAAAAUUGAGGCUCCAGUUCUUUUUCAGGGGAUUGGUCAUUCAGUAAAUCCUUCUAACAGCCUCGUGUUGCAAGUUCUCUCCGCUUCACCAUCUGCCUAUUCCGCAAAUCCUAUGUCCAAGUUAUCUAGUGCCCCGACACUUACUGGACCCAGAAUAUCAUUAGUUUCAGUCGUGCAGGCAAGAAACAACGCUCGUGUUCUGAUCUCAGGCUCACUAAAACUUUUCAGUGACCGAUUUUUAAGAUCAGGAGUGCAAAAGGCUGGGAGCUCGACCAGAUAUGACAAAUCUGGCAAUGAGCAGUUUGUGACUGAACUUAGCAAAUGGAUUUUCCAUGAAAGAGGUCAUCUUAAGGCUGUAAAUGUAAGACACCACAAGGCUGGACAAACAGAUGAACCUGCACUAUACCGGAUCACUGAUGACCUGGAAUAUUCUGUUGAGAUUUAUGAAUGGUCUGGAGUGAGCUGGGAGCCAUAUGUAGCCAAUGAUGUUCAAGUACAAUUCUAUAUGAUGAGCCCGUAUGUGCUAAAGACGUUAUCAACUGAUGAAAAGGGUCUUUAUUACACUUCAUUCAAAGUGCCAGAUGCAUAUGGUGUUUUCCAGUUCAAGAUUGAGUACCAGAGGCUUGGAUAUACAAGCCUAUCUCUAGCGAAGCAGAUUCCUGUACGACAUUUCAGACACAAUGAAUUUGAGAGAUUUUUAACAGCAGCAUAUCCCUAUUAUGGAUCAUGUUUUUCAAUGAUGGUUGGCUUCUUCGCCUUUGCGCUUGUCCAUCUCUAUAGCAAGUAGAAGGAACAUGAUUGAUUUGGUUGGCAACUUUCAUCCAAAGUUCAUGUUCUUAUUUGUAGUCCUAGUACACAAAUUUUGCUAGUUAACUGUCAAUGAGAUUUUGAUAAAUUGAUAAUUGCCUCAUAUAUCAGUUUAUUCCUUUUAGAAUAGAUGAAUUUGCGGCAUUAGUUUGCUUGGAUUACCA